This is a messenger RNA of Solenopsis invicta (red fire ant), 4797 nucleotides long. Its product is annotated as solute carrier family 35 member G1. The record is from RefSeq and is a predicted model, not a curated record. Gene Ontology annotation, cellular component: membrane. NCBI's taxonomy places the organism in Eukaryota, Metazoa, Arthropoda, Insecta, Hymenoptera, Formicidae.
GUAUGUCAGAGCACAUGGAAUUGCAACAUUUAGUUGAUACUGAUGUGGAGAGUAACACGACAAAUCACAAAAAAAAGUUUUUUAUCAUCUGUAAACCAUGUCCUUAUUUGGGUCUAGUAUUAGCAACAUUAUCGUCUCUAUUCUUUUCGUUAUGUAGUGUUAUCGUUAAGAGUUUGGUAGAGAUAAAUCCUACGGAAAUGGCACUUUUCCGAUUUGUAGGCGUGCUGUUACCAGCUAUACCAAUUGUGAUUUACAAAGGCCAACAUCCUUUCCCUAAAGGACGCAGAUUGAUACUUAUUUUAAGAAGUUUUAUCGGCACGACAGGACUUAUGUUGAGUUUUUAUGCGUUUAGGCACAUGCCGCUGGCAGACGCCUCAGUUAUCGUAUUUUCUGUUCCUGUAUUCGUGGCAAUAUUUGCACGGAUAUUUCUGAAAGAACCCUGUGGUCUGUUUAAUGUCGUCACUAUAUGUCUUACGUUAAUCGGUGUAGUACUGAUAACACGGCCACCGUUAAUUUUUGGUCACACCGUAGAAUCUCUUUCGGACGGCCACAUUAAACCAAAAAAUGCAGAUUUGUGGGGCGCUAUAGCCGCUUUUUCAGCUACUUUAUUUGGCGCAAAUGCGUAUGUUUUACUGCGGGCGUUGAAAGGCCUUCAUUUUUCUAUUAUAAUGACAAACUUUGGUUUAUUUGCUUUGAUCCAAACCACGCUUGUAUCGUGGGCAAUCGGCACGUUGUGCAUGCCACAUUGUGGCACAGAUAGACUCUUAGUUAUCGCACUCGCGCUAUUUAGUUUCGCAGGACAGAUCUUAUUGACCUUGGCCCUUCAAAUGGAGCAAGCUGGUCCGGUGGCCAUAGCAAGGUCCACAGACAUUGUCUUUGCAUUUUUUUGGCAGGUGUUAUUUUUCAACGAAAUACCAAAUCGAUAUUCCAUAGGCGGGGCUAUACUAGUCACCAGCUCGGUUUUGCUAACGGGAUUAAGAAAGUGGAUUCUUUCCUUACCGGAAACAUCAAAUAUUAAAAAGUCUCUUGGGAUCUUAGUGAUAUAAAUAAUAAUUUUUUUAGAGACGAAAAAGAGAACUUUAAACUUAAAUUAAAUUUUAAAUAAUUUUAAUAUAAUUAAUUAAUUUUAAUUUUGGCGUGAUACAGGAUGGUGUUAUCUUUUGAUUUGGCGCGUGUGUAUCUGAUGUACGUAGCAAGCAAGUUAUGAUGUGCUAAUUCGUUGUAUGUUAUCUUGCAGCGGCGUUUAAACUGGUGUUCGAAAUGUGACUAACACAUCGCUGUCACGUAAUUAAUAAUCAAAUUUAUGUUUGAUAAAAGAAAUGUUAUAGCGACGUAUAUGUAUGACUUAUGUGAUCAAUCGGUUUUAAGAAGUUAAAAUAUACGUUUUUACUGUAUUAUAUAUGUACUGUAUUUACUGUAUUAUAUAAUGGUAGCUAAUUUAGAGGCAUUAUUUUAUUAUUUCUUUAUUAGAAAAUAGGUGAAAAAUUUCACAAUGUUGCGUUUUUUAUUCUAUUUUACUUUUUAUUUUUUAUAGGAAAACUUUGCGUCCAUCUGUGCGGUGUCACGUACUGUUUGUGGAUAAACGAUUUUGUAUUAGAUUGUAGCGACAUGCAAGAGACGUAUCAUAUAUUUUCUGCGACUUUGCGAUUAAAAUAACAUAUCUUUGGUAUACCCACGGUCAUCGAUUCUGUUCUUCAGAAAAUUUUCUAAACUAAGAAGAUAUCAUCUUUCUAUGUACUCGCAGUUGAUGAUUAAUGUAAUGACUAGAGCUUAUUGGUUGUUAUGUUAAUCAUGAACUGUAAGUAUGUAAAAAGAUAGUGACUUUUUAAUUUGGUAAAUUUUCUGAGGGACAGAAUCGAUGGCCGUGGGUGUACAUUUGAUGUAAACAGGAAAAAUAUCUACAAUAUUAAUUAACUUCAAUUAAAGUUAAUUUAAUUUUAUGAAAGUAACUAAUUCAAUUAAGGCCAAAAAAGAGCAGCAACAUGUAAAUGGUCAAUAUAAACAUAUGAUUAUUGUGUGUACAACUUAGUUUGGUCCAUUUUUAAAAGAUGGCUGUAGGUGCUAUAAAUGGUUGACGGCGGCAACUGAUUUUUGCUGAAGUGUCAGCAUCUGUUAAUCAAAUAUUGUUUACAAGCCUUUGAGUUUUGUACAACAAGUUAAAUUUUUACUGCGUUGAAAAUGUCGAGUUUCGUUCCAAAUAAGCACCAUUUGCGGGAAGUAUUGAUUUUCUGUUUCAAUUGGAAGAAAAGUGUAGCUGAAGCGCAUCGAAUGUUUGUGGAAGUGAAUCUGCACCAUCGGAUAAAUCUUGCAAAGAAUGGUUUCGACGUUUUAAAAGUGAUGAUUUUAGUGUUGAAGACAAAGAGCGUUUGAGUCAACCGAAAAAAUUUAAAGAUGAAUAAUUAGAAACAUUACUUGAUCAAGAUUUGUGUUAAACACAAAAAGAGUUCAAACGAUAGCUUAUGGAAAAUGGCAUAAUAAAAGUGUUUUUAUUUUUUCUUUCCGUACCUUAUGAGAGGAGAUAUCGCGAUGCAAAUUCUAAACUCUACAUUUUUAUAUUAAGAAACGUCGUCGUCCUCAAAAAUUCUGCCUUUCACAUUUUCGACACAGAGUGGCGCUGGCAUACAUUAGUCAGCCGUAUGAGACUUGUAUAUCACCGCGCUUACGAUUGUCGUGAUAGGUUUCCUAACCUGUAAUCUGAAUCGUUAAUAAUAUCUUGGUUCGCGACGACACUUUUCUGCCGAAUUUAUUUGCGUGGUGCAAGAGCGUGUUGAAUGGGUAUAUAAUAAAUACGUGCAGUUAAAAGAAUAUAUUUUGCAUUAACUAGAGUUAAUAUUAUAUUAUCCUCUUACGAAUGCUACGUAUAAAAUUUUUAAGUUAAUAAUAUCUCGGGCAGACGACACUAUUUUCUGCUAAAUUUGUUUGUGGUGCAAAAACGUGUUAAAUGAGCCUUUAAUUAAUACGUGCAGUUAUAAAUAAUAAUCCUUUUUGCAUUAAUUAGAGUCAAUAUAUUAUACUCUUACGAGUGCAUCAGAUUUUCCAAGUAUUAUACCAAAUGUUUAUUAUUAAAUUUAUUUUUGUUUUCCUACCUUCCUUCAAUGCGUAUCUUACUUUUACGAGGGAAAAUGUGUAUUACUUUCUCAGAUCAGCCUAUAAGUCAUAAUUUUUUAACUCUAGCGUGUAAAUGUAUAUUUUGAAUGAAUUGACGUUUGAAGCAAAUGUCAAAUAGUUCAAUAAAGUUAUAAAACUGAUUCUAAUGCCUGUUGUACGUUCAAUUUUACAAGUUGAUUUUUAGAGGCCUUAACGAUGCGUGUUCUCUUUAACUUCAAAAAUUUGUAACUGAAUUUAUUAAUAAGUACAUUUUGAAUCCUGUUUAUUAAAGUUAAUAAAGUUAAGUCUAAUUCUUACAUUGUAUAUAGAGUUCACUGAACUAUUUGAAAUAAUACAUGAUAUUAAAUAUGUUUGUUGUGUUACAAAGAAAUUAAUGUUAACUGUAAUUUAAUAAAAUAUGUAUUGAUCUCGCUGUAUUACCUGAUAUUUAAUAAUAUUUCUGAGCCUCUUAUAAAAGGUAUUCUCUCUUAUAAGAGAUAAUUUAUUUUUUAACACUACAAACAUAUUUAAUAUCAUGUAUUAUUUUACUAAUUCAAUGAACUCUAUAUACAUUGUAAAAGUUACACUUGACUUUAUUAACUUUAAUAAAUAGGAUUCAAAAUGUAUUUAUCAAUUAAUUAAAUCCAGUUACAAAUUUUUUAAACCAAAAAGAACAUGCAAGUUAAGGCCUCUAAAACUUAACUUGUAAAAUUAACUGUAAAACAAGCAUUAGAAUUAUUUUUAUAACUUUGUUCAACCACUUGAUACUUGUUCAAUUUUACAAGUUGAUUAUUAGUUGUUUCAAACGUCAAUUCAUUCGAAAUAUGCUGUUGCGUGCCCGCCCUGAGAAAGCAUCUAAUAUCGAUUCGCGCGAGGCGAUCAAUAAGCGCAACAGAAGAAGAUUUUUCUCUGUCAACGGUUGUUGUGGUCGUCGUCGUCUUGAUCUUUUUUACGAACUGUCACGUUCUUAUAUUGAAGUUAUCUUUUUAAAAGUCUGUCUUAUUUUAGGAGUGCGCGUGUUAUUGUCACAGUGUAAGUGUGUGAUAACAAGAAGACCUUCCCAGUCGUAACAAUACAUUUACAAUAACGCUACAGUUAAAUAAUUAUGACUUGGAGGCAGAUCUGAGUAAGCGAAGCACAUUUUCUCCGAUUGAAUUUAUUGCUUCUGUUAUAUAUGGUACAUUUCACGCCAAACGGGCCAUCCUUCCAAAAAUUAACGCAAUUGAAAAAAACGUUUAAGGUUUCAAAAUAUUUGUAUAUUUCUGUAAAUUUGAAUGGAACAUAGCGGUUUGAAAAGUUCAAUAUGGUGGCUGAAAUAUGGCGCCUGAAAUCCACAAAAGUAAUGAAUGAUCUUACAAUAUCUUUGAUUAAAAUGCGAUAACUUGACAAAUCAACUUGAAAAUGAUGUUUUGUGUAUGCGUGCGUGCGUGCGUGUGUGUGUGUGUGUGUGUGUGUAUCAGUAUAUAUGCACGCAUACACAUAGGAUAAGAAAAGCAACGAAAAAAAUUGACAUAAGAAAGAAUGCGAUAAAUAUAACACUUGUAAGAUAUGCGUUAUAAAAGUAAUUACGCAAAGUAAGUUACAGAUUAAGUUUCUUUAACAUUUAAAUAAUAUUAUAAACAUAAUUUUCUAAGUUACUAUGAUUAUUAUGUUUUACAACAUUAUAUUUAUUAGGUUGGCAACUAAGUGAUUGCGGAUUUUAAAUAAAAA